UCACAGCUGGCUUGAUGAGCCUCCCCGCACUGGUUUAUUCAGCAAGAUCAGUUUUGGGGAGUGGAAGUUGAAGGUAGGAGACAGCAGGCGGCACAGAGGCAUCAGGUGUGCGUGAAGAGAGGGAGAAGAGAAACAGCAACUGGAUGAGUAAGAACUCUGCUGCACAGGACAGUGCUGGGUCUAUAAUAGCAUGUGUGUGCCAAGAACAGCCACUGGAGAGAAAUUAAUGUGUAUCAAUUAUCUGGAACUGGAUGGACAAGAUGAUGCCGUAGAGCAAGAGGCCUGUCAACUAUAUUAUCUGAGGACUUAUGUAUGAAGGUAACCCUUGAGUCUGCUGGACCACAAUGGGCAAACCAGGGAGGCAGUGGAGGUCCAUAUGCAAAGGCCUGGUCCUGGGAACCCUCCUCACCAGCUGCAUGAUCCUUCUUUACUGCUUCUCCACUCCACAGACCCACUUCAGUCUGCCUGAGGUCCCGGUACCUUACUCCUGUGCCCACCGUCCAUCCCAGCUCCACCCCAAACAAACCACCAACAGUUCACAAAAAGCCACAGGCCAGUCCUGCUCUCCUAAAGUUGACAUUAUGUUCAUGAAGACACAUAAAACAGCCAGUAGCACCUUCCUGAAUAUACUUUUUCGAUUUGGGGAGAAUCACUGGCUCAAAUUUGCCUUCCCAGAUAGCAGGAAUGACUUUUUCUAUCCGUCCCUGUUCGAGCGUUCCCAGGUUAAAGAUUACAGACCUGGAAUGUGCUUCAACAUCAUCUGUAAUCACAUGCGUUUCAAUGCACCUGAAGUGGCUAAGCUGUUACCUGCAGACACAUCUUACAUCACUAUUCUGCGAGACCCCGCAGAACUUUUUGAGUCAUCAUUCCAUUAUUUUGGUCGUCUUGUGCCUUUUACCUGGAAGAUACCAGGUGAUGAUAAGCUGACUGAGUUCCUCCUUGACCCCCACAGCUACUUUGAUCCAGAGGGCUUCAACUCCUUCUACCUCAAGAAUCUGUUGUUCUUUGACUUCGGACAGGACAACACUUUGGAGCUGGAAGAUCAGCAAGUAGACAAAGGAAUUCAAUUCAUCUCUACACGUUUUCAGCUGGUCAUGUUGGUGGAAUAUUUUGAAGAAUCACUGAUCCUGCUCAAGGAUGCACUCUGCUGGGAGAUGGAUGACUUGCUCUUCUUCAAGCUCAAUGCCCGCAAGGGAUCCACUGUGUCCAAACUCACCCCUGAGCUGAGGGCCAGGGCCCUUGAAUGGAAUGCGAUUGACUGGAAGCUGUACCAGCAUUUCAACAAAACAUUCUGGAAGAAAGUAGAUGCAUAUGGACAGCAGCGUAUGGCUGAGGAUGUAGCAGAGCUCAGGAAGAGAAACAAGGAGAUGGCAUCUAUCUGCAUUGAGGGGGGGCAUGCUGUGGAAGCUAGCAGCAUCCAAGAGACAGACAUGCAGCCCUGGCAGCCAAUCGGAGAGAAGUCGAUCAUGGGCUACAACUUAAAGAAAAAUGUGGAUAAAGUACAUCGGAAGUUGUGCCGUAAGAUGUUGAUGCCAGAGUUACAGUACCUAACAGAACUUGGGGUGAACCUGUGGAUCACAAAGCUGUGGGGCCACGUCCGAGACAUCAUUAACUGGUGACUUAACGUGUGAGAAAGAUGCACAAUUCAAUCUGGAAAUACAGCAUUAAAUAAUAAUAAUAAAUCUAAGGGUGCAGCAGUAAAUGUUUCAGUCACAUUUACUGUCUCACUGACUUGAAAUCCAUUCGAAUUCACUUUUUUGCAUCACAUAUAAUCACACGCUGUAAUGUACUUGAUUGAUGCUUGAAGAAGAAAAAAAAAUGUUGGCCCCACAAUCUACUGAACAAGUUUACCAGAAGUUUACUACAACUUAGUUUGUUUUUACUUUUGUGAGUCAAAUUUGAAACAUUAAAAUUUUACUCAGGUGUGAGUAUGAUGUAGUUAAGCUGUUCUUUGGAUCAUGAAUUUCCCAACCAAUUUUCCCUAAACUCAUUAAAAUAAAACACUGCUGAAGUCUUGCUUGCUAAA
Cololabis saira (Pacific saury) is the source of this 2026-nucleotide messenger RNA. RefSeq names its product galactose-3-O-sulfotransferase 1a (gene gal3st1a). The record is from RefSeq and is a predicted model, not a curated record. The transcript has 3 exons. Gene Ontology annotation, molecular function: galactosylceramide sulfotransferase activity. Gene Ontology annotation, biological process: myelination; galactosylceramide biosynthetic process. Bases 345 to 1619 code for a protein of 424 amino acids. NCBI's taxonomy places the organism in Eukaryota, Metazoa, Chordata, Actinopteri, Beloniformes, Belonidae. Gene Ontology annotation, cellular component: membrane.